Molecule: messenger RNA, 3962 nt
Organism: Lytechinus variegatus (green sea urchin)
Lineage: Eukaryota; Metazoa; Echinodermata; Echinoidea; Temnopleuroida; Toxopneustidae
Product: tropomodulin-1-like
Exons: 10
Coding region: 310-1383 (357 amino acids)
Biological process (GO): pointed-end actin filament capping; myofibril assembly
Cellular component (GO): myofibril
Molecular function (GO): tropomyosin binding
Source: RefSeq, a predicted model, not a curated record
AUGUGUCAUCAUUUUGCAUUCUGCACGGUGAAUGCCGGACCUCAAUAGGCGUUUUCCUGCAUCGAGGUAUCUGCUGCUGCAUGCAUCCCGGCCAGCUUGCUUGUGCCCGCACCCGUACCCCGUAUAGCCGUACCGUACUCGCGCCCCGAAAUCGAACCAACGACCCGUAGACUUCCCUGGCGCUGGUUUUGGACCCGUUCGCAGGCUCAGCUUAUCAAAAUUAGGGAGACCAACACAUGAAAUCUUUCCACCUACGAAGGAGCUGAGCACAGAUACAUUUGCCAGGAAUUAUAACAGAAAAUUGCGAAGAUGGCAGACUUAAAGAACGAUUACAACAAAUAUGCAGACAUUGAUGAAGAUGAGAUUCUUAAGAAUCUCACAGAAGAACAGCUGGAGGAGCUUGCAUAUGAAUUAGACCCAGAUAAUAAUAUGCUACCAGCAUCAGAGCGUAUGCGACCUCAAACUAAGAAAGCUCCCACUGGAGAAUUUAGUAGACAAAAACUUCUUGAUUUUCUGGAAAAGAAAGCAAAGGAAGAAAAGGAUUGGGAAGAGAAAGUACCCUACAAUCCAGGCCAGAAAAGAGGUAAAGUGUAUCAGAAGAAGGAGGAUAAAAAGAAAGAUGAUGAAAAGACCAAUGGGAACAAAAAACAAGAAGAAUGGGAGGAUGAAUUAGAGGGUGCUACAGAAGAAGACCUUGUAGAAUUAGCAGGUAUUCUGGGGUUACACAGUAUGCUUGAUCAAGAACAAUAUGCAGCAUCUCAACGAAGUGUAUUAGGCGAUGAAAAAAUUGUAGGACUUGAUGGGGAGAGAAUGAAAUUUUCAGCUGUCACAAAAGCUAGCCUUCCCAAAGAUUUUGCAAUGGAACCCCCUAACACAACAGAUGUUGAAGGCUCAAUCAAGAAGCUGAAGGCAAAUGAUAAAGAACUCAAAAAUCUUAAUCUCAAUAACAUCAAGGAAAUCAAACUGGAUGUUAUCAAGGAAAUAUUUGCUGCAGCAGGAGACAACACAGUACUUGAAUCCCUCAGCAUGGCUAGCACUGGUUUAGCAGAUAAAGCAGCAGCAAUGGCUGCUGAGGUAAUCAAGAAGAAUUCAACAUUGAAGUCAAUGAACUUGGAAUCAAAUUUCAUCACCAGUGAAGGCAUGAGUAUACUCUGCAAAGCUCUGGCUAACAACACAUCAUUGACUGAAUUCAGAGUAGCAAAUCAGAGAUCAAUGAUAGGCAGUAAAGGAGAACAGGAAUAUGCCAUCAUGUUGGAGAAGAAAAACAAGACUCUUCUAAAACUUGGUUUGGCCUUUGAGCAUGCAGGACCUAGGUCAAUGGCACAAGAUGCUCUCAUGAGAAACAAUGAAGCAGUGCGUACACAGAAAUCAGGGAAGAAGUGAAACUGGUUAUAACAUGUGUUAACAUGUCACAAUCUCAAAGUGACUUCCUCUGCUAUAAAUGUAGACUUCAUCUCAUAGAACUCUUACUCAAAACUCAGUUCCUUUCACUUGUGUUUGUGUGUUGGGUGGAGGGAUUUUCUCCUGCUGGACAACAUCUUCUGGAUAUUUGCAGUUAAUCUGUUAUGAAACCAAUGGAGAUCAAUGGAAACCUGUAAAUACACUCUUUAAGGUGCCCAUGUAUAUGAAAUAUUCUUGAAGUGAUGAUUCUGAAUCUCCAUUUUUUUUCUAGCUUCAGCAAAAUAAAAAAGAUAAGUUUGAUUAUAUCUAAUACUUCCUUUACUUGUAUUUUUUUGCUAUCAGUUUGAAAUUUACCAGUAGACGUCAUGUUCAAGUAUUUUGGUCAAAUCCAGAGUUAGGUUUGCCGUAUCUUUUUAUUUCGGAAUUAAAAUUGCAUUUUUUUUUUUGGAUAAAUAUGUUUGUUGAUUUGUUAUUUUGUUUGUAUUCAUAAGAAUUAAAUAGUUGAUGAAAUUAGCCAUUUUGUUUUUAAAUGUAAUGGUAAAAUUGUGUUUCCAUCAUUUCAUUGUCCAAUGAAAUCUAAUUGUAGAUAAAGUACACACAAACACACCCUUACAGUUCCUAUCACAGGCAGCCUAUCAAUAAACAUCUGUGAAAUAUGUUUUAUAUGUUGAAAGGGAACACUUGCAAACAAGAAUAUUCCCAUAUAUCUUGACCAAGAAUCACUUCAUGUAACACUUUAUUAGGUACUUAGAUUCAAUAAUGUUUCAUUUUGGGGACAUUUUUUCCCUAUCGAAGUAAAAUCUUUCCCAGGGAAGGUUACAAAUUCAAGGUGCACUAAUGAGGGAAGGGCAUGGCAGGUGUUUUUUUUAUAUUCCAAUCAAGCAUCUUAAAUGGAUUUUUUUUGUAGUUAUGAGUUAUGAGGCAAGCCCAGGGAAUAGACCAAGUGUACAUGCAGUACUACUUUGUACAAUAAAAGAAUCAGAAGUGAUACAGACAGCAACAUUGUGACAAUAUUUUUAGAAGCAGAAAUAUUAAUAUGUAACGAAUAAUCUUUGAAGGUCGUUUUGAGCUUGUUCAUGGCCUGAUCCUUGACUGAGAGUAUAUUUGUUACUGCUGUAUACAUGGACAUGCAUGCGAACUUUGUUGUGCCUGUAACAAAAGGUUUAGUGCUUGAUCUUACCAUUGAUUUAUAUGUUUGAUUGCACAUGAUGAUCAAUGCAAUCAGGCAUAAAACUCAGCCCUAAGAUCAAUCGCUAAGCUUUGUGUAACCUAGUACUGGUUUGUUUUCCACAGGCUUGCUGUUUUGAUAAAAGUGCAAUUACUAUAAGAUGCUAUGUUAUUCUGAAGUGUUAAGAGAGUUGCUUCUGCACCAUUUUGUACAUCCUUAUCCUGGAAUUAAUUUAUUGAGUACCAAUACGUAAAUCAGGUCUUGAUAAUUGCCUGUUUUUUUAUUUGUCGUAAUUUUAAAAUCAUUGGGCCCAUUGUGUAUAGGACAAGUAAUGGAUGUGAUUUGAAAAUAAUGUAAUAGUGUAGGUCAAUAUUUUUUUAGUUACUGAAAUAUUACUUUUAAAGUAGCAGUGGUUCUUUACUAUCACUUUAAGUUAAUAUCUUAAUGUAGUGAGAUCAGAUUUGUAUGGUGCUGCCAUGCUAGUAUGAUUAUAUGAAGAACGUAUUAGAGCAUUUUAUACAAAUUUGCCCAUGAUCAAAUUAUUUGAUCAGAUUUUAUAACAUGCAAAAUGAAAUAAAGGAGGCAAUUUUGCUUUUUAUUUUUAUCCUUGCCGUGCCAACCCAAUUUUCAAUUAUGUGAUAUCCAAGUAUAAUCAUACAUGUAUUUAUCAGAUCUAUUAAUCUUUAUCCCACCUAGGUAUCUUGUGGGAAUCUAUCUCUACUUAAAAAGAUUAGAGAAAACAGAAAUACAUACUAUUGCUUUGUGUCAAUAUACCCAUUUGAGAAACUUUGUACUACUUAUAAAAGCCAUGAUAUAUUGGACAUCGUGAUAAGUAAAAACAGUAUAGAUGAAAAAGGGAAAGUUACUUCAACUUGCAAACUGUAUUCAUUAUAUUCAUUAAAUGGUGAUUAUUUAACACUAGAUGAUAUUCAAUUGAGAGGCUUUAAGAACUAGGUAUAUAGAUUUUGUAGAGUGAUUUAUUGUAUUUUUAAUCAGCAUUUUAGGUAUAGAUGAGUGGCGUAGCACUAUAAAUAUUAGCAUUUCCCAUAAGUCCAUAUUUUGCUUUCUAUCAUGCAAAAUUACAUGAAAAUCAUUUCAAACAGAUUUUUAUUUUUUAUUUAGUUCAAAGUAUAGUAAAAGGUAUUGUAAAUAAACAAUGGUCAUUCAUCAAUAUUGCAAGAGUUGUAUUUGUUUAAAAAGAUGGAUUCUAGAGCAGGCAUUUGCCUCAAUGGUGAUUAUAUACCAGCAUUGUACAGGUUCAUUGACAGUUUACCCAUAACCUAUGUCACUGUACAAAAUAAAUAAGAAUGGGAUAAUUCUGUAGUCGCAAUCAUUUUCAAAGAUAAUUCUGUAGUCGCAAUCAUUUUCAAAGGCAACACCCCUAUUAGAGCAA